Messenger RNA from Metarhizium album ARSEF 1941, 1260 nucleotides. RefSeq names its product Serine/threonine-specific protein phosphatase/bis(5-nucleosyl)-tetraphosphatase. Lineage: Eukaryota; Fungi; Ascomycota; Sordariomycetes; Hypocreales; Clavicipitaceae. The transcript has 4 exons. The record is from RefSeq and is a predicted model, not a curated record. Gene Ontology annotation, cellular component: cytoplasm; nucleus. Gene Ontology annotation, biological process: peptidyl-serine dephosphorylation; double-strand break repair via homologous recombination. Gene Ontology annotation, molecular function: protein serine/threonine phosphatase activity. Bases 1 to 1260 code for a protein of 419 amino acids.
AUGAGCGAUCUCGACAAGGCCAUCGCGCAGCUGCGCGCCUGUCGACCCAUCCCAGAGCCCCAAGUGCGAGAGCUGUGCCACCGCGCACGGGAGCUUCUCAUCGAGGAGGGCAACGUGGUGACAGUGUCUGCGCCAGUCACGAUUUGUGGCGACAUUCACGGCCAGUUCCACGACUUGAUGGAGCUAUUCCGAGUUGGCGGAGACGUCCCCGACACCAACUAUUUAUUCAUGGGCGACUUUGUCGACCGGGGCUUCUAUUCCCUCGAAUCAUUUCUUCUUCUUCUAUGCUUGAAAGUACGAUACCCCGACCGCAUGACGCUCAUCCGCGGCAACCACGAGUCCCGUCAAAUCACCACCGUCUACGGCUUCUACGACGAAUGCCUGCGGAAGUACGGCAGCGCAAAUGUAUGGCGAUAUUGCUGCGAUGUGUUUGACUACCUAGCCCUCGGAGCCAUCGUCCUCGGCGCAUCCAACACGCUGUCCCCGGCGUCCGGACCAGCAGACGAAGAAAUCGAGAUCGAGGUGUGCGACCAGAACGGUUCCACCAUGAGCCGGUUCCCUCGCCAGCGGCAAGAGCCUUCUCGGCCCGGCAGUUCCCGAGAACAAGGCGCAAACGGCGGCGGGGGCAGUUCCGCCGCCGGGCACACUGGACCUCCCGGCUCGGGCGCCUCGGGCAGCAGUAGCGGCAGCGCGGGCAACCCAGCCGGAGCCGUGCUUUGCGUCCACGGCGGCCUCAGCCCGCUGGUCGAGUCGGUGGAUAAGAUCCGGCUGCUCGACCGGAAGCAAGAGGUCCCCCACGAGGGCCCCAUGUGCGACCUGCUCUGGUCCGACCCAGACGACAUCGACGGCUGGGCACUGUCACCGCGCGGCGCAGGAUUCCUCUUUGGCGCCGACAUUGUCAAAGUCUUCAGCCACCGAAACGACCUGAGCCUCAUAGCUCGCGCGCAUCAACUCGUCAUGGAGGGCUUCAAGGAGAUGUUCGACGCCUCCAUUGUGACGGUCUGGUCGGCGCCUAACUACUGCUACCGCUGUGGCAACGUUGCCGCCGUCCUGGAGCUCUCCGAGGACGAGUCCGGCACGGGCGUCUUCUCCCGCAGCAACGGCGACGUGAACAGGAGUGAUGGCGGGCGAGGGGUCAUGAUGGAGUCGGGCGGGAUGGCGAAGCGCGGUCCCGCAAGGCGCUACCGGGUGUUCCAGGCGGCGCCGCAGGAUUCACGGGGAAUGCCCGCCAAGAAACCAGUUGCAGAUUACUUCUUGUAG